AUGCAUCUCCACCACCAAUCCCGGGCAAACUCCGACUCGUCGACUGGGACGGAUGAGAAGCAGAUGCCUGGCGAGCAGGCGAAGACAAAGCGCGUUGCGUGGCUCAGCUUCAUCGUUGGUGGCCAAAUCAUGCUCGUGGUCAUUGCCUUGUCCGUGCUACUCGCCGUGCGCCAUAAGAAGCAGAUCCCGAUGGGCAAGCAGCCAGUCGAGUUCUUCGAGAGCAACCCGCAGGUGCAGACGUACACCUUCACGACCGUAGCCACCGCGCUGUCGAUGUUCUCGUCCUUCCUCUUUGCCGAAGCUGUAAGGCACGCGCUCAUCGUUGCCCUUACCCGUCCGCUCCCGAUUUCUGCCAUUGGAUUUGGCGUCAAGCUGUCCAAGAAGUCGGUCAUUCUCGACCCCGCAUACAAGAACUGGUUCAUCGCCAGUGCUUUCGUCUUCCUUCUGGGACUAGGUCAGACACCAGGAUGGUCCUCGCUGCUUACACCGAGCCGCAUUACUGUCCUCGUCCCGAUCAUUGCGAAUGAACUCGACUUGAACUCCACAUCCACACAGGCCGAGUUGGCGAAUCUCACAGAAACGGUCUAUCAAUCCAUCAACAAUUUCGACAUCAUACCUGCUCUCAUGGCAAGCGGCUACGCGUCAGCGAGCGCAUACGUUAGCCAGCCGGGCGUGAUUGAGUUUGGAAAUUACACCCAUGCAUUGUCCACAUGUGGCAUAGUCCCACUCAAUCUCACCCUAAGCGAUACCUCAAAACUGGCCGAAGACAGCGGGCUUUUCAACGUCGUAAACACCGCUGCUUUCCCGCCAUCAACCUCUCUUGCAGACGCAUUCGUCGUAAUGGAGCAGCAAGGCAUUGAGCUGGACGUUUCGUGUGCCUUCUCCACAUUUGCAACGCUCAACCCACCCAUCUCUCGAGUCGCAAAACGCGUCAAUGAUCCCGACCUGCCGGAUAGCUUCUUGUGGGGAAUUAGAACAGCUUGCGACUCUGGUCAAACUAUAAUGACCGACGACCGGAAUAGCACCUUUUAUGUGUUCCAGCAGAAAUGCGACCAUCCUGCGGGUCCGACCUUUUAUAUGGUUGUCGACGGCCAGGGUAUCUAUCCUGGCGACUUUGUCUGCGAGAUGACCACUUCCAUUCGAGUCACCCUCUCCAACUAUACCUCGGGAAACUCCAUCAGCACAGAGUUUUAUAAUGCCCCCGAUGUGGUCCCGUUCCCGCUCGGCACGAUGGGUGCGCUGAGCCUUAGAUCGGUGCAAAAUACAAUUGCGUAUGGACAGUCGGCCGACAGCAAUAUCAUUGGCGACACGCUCGUGAGCAUCUCGACGCAGCAGGGUGCGUUUGACACUGUCGAUGUCAACAAUCCAGCAGACAUGGCGAACUUUGCGCGAAUCAUCGAGUCAUAUAUGACAGGACUGGUCGAGCUGAGUGCGACAGUGGUAAAGACCCGCCUUGCGCAGGAGCUCCAGCGACAGGGCCGCCUCACGCCCGACAAGCUGCGCACCAGCACGGGCUUCGCGUUUGUCCAGACGCUCGGCUGGGAAUACAAGUCGCGCUCCAGCACCCUCGUGCUUAUCCCGAUUUUCGUCUUUGCGGCCGUCACCAUCGCGGUUGCCUUGGUCGCGCAGUGGUACAACGCCGGCGUGCCCGUGAGCCAUGCCAAGUUCGACGCGGGUGAUCCGUGGCUGCUGAUGUCCGCCGCGGCGGCCGGCGGGAUGCAGGAUGUCUUCCAUGGUGUGCAGAAAAGUCAGGUGAGGGAACGGGUGGAUGAGAAGGUGACGCUGGGGCGCGUCGAGGGGCGCGAUGGAUUCGUCACGGUCGCUGCUGCAGAGCAGUAG
Molecule: messenger RNA, 1839 nt
Organism: Mycena indigotica
Lineage: Eukaryota; Fungi; Basidiomycota; Agaricomycetes; Agaricales; Mycenaceae
Product: Protein arginine N-methyltransferase
Exons: 10
Coding region: 1-1839 (612 amino acids)
Source: RefSeq, a predicted model, not a curated record